Molecule: messenger RNA, 486 nt
Organism: Owenia fusiformis
Lineage: Eukaryota; Metazoa; Annelida; Polychaeta; Sabellida; Oweniidae
Source: the annotation of a GenBank genome assembly
UGAGACCACGUAACGUUGCAUUUCAUUAUAGACAUUAGCCAUGAAUUGAACUAGUUCAUAUAUUUUUGAGAUGGUGUGAUACAGGGAAGAAUAAACUGGACUAUUAGUUUUAAAGGAUCCACGUCAGAAGUCGGGAAAGAGAUGACAAUGAUUGAGAGAGAACAGGACAAUGUCAUACAAACGAAAGAGAACACAGAGCACCCAACAGAACGGAAGGCAGAGGCAACACCGUACCAAGGGGUGAGAUCGUUCCGUCAGUUAAGGGGGAUACUCAAUAAACUUCCACAGCUGUCGCUCAACAGACAACCGAGCUUUCUCCAUAGGCCAGAACCUGAUACGGGAAGAUUCUCAAGCCGUGACUCUAUGGUAACAAGAGGGCCUAUUCUGAUCAACAGAACACAGCCAAGCGUUGGUCAUUUAUCGAGAAGGACAUCUCGACGGUCGCUAUACAGUAUUGUAGUCCAGGAGAGGGAGAGGCUACGCAAC